Messenger RNA from Mus musculus (house mouse), 1648 nucleotides. It is a transcript of the gene Akr7a5, whose product is annotated as aldo-keto reductase family 7, member A5. Lineage: Eukaryota; Metazoa; Chordata; Mammalia; Rodentia; Muridae. Gene Ontology annotation, molecular function: alcohol dehydrogenase (NADP+) activity. Gene Ontology annotation, cellular component: Golgi apparatus; nuclear envelope; smooth endoplasmic reticulum. The record is from RefSeq and is marked validated. The transcript is spliced from 7 exons. Bases 12 to 1115 code for a protein of 367 amino acids.
GCGCAGUCUCCAUGCUGCGUGCAGCGUCCAGAGCCGUGGGCCGCGCUGCUGUUCGCUCCGCGCAGCGCUCCGGGACUUCGGUCGGGCGUCCUCUCGCCAUGUCCCGGCCUCCGCCACCCCGCGCCGCCUCUGGCGCCCCUCUCCGGCCCGCUACGGUGCUGGGCACCAUGGAGAUGGGGCGUCGCAUGGAUGCGAGUGCUAGCGCCGCUUCGGUCCGCGCCUUCCUGGAGCGCGGCCACAGCGAGCUGGACACGGCCUUCAUGUACUGCGACGGCCAGUCCGAGAACAUCCUGGGCGGCCUGGGGCUCGGGCUGGGCAGCGGCGACUGCACAGUGAAAAUCGCCACCAAGGCCAACCCCUGGGAAGGGAAGUCACUGAAGCCUGACAGCAUCCGGUCCCAGUUAGAGACGUCUCUGAAGCGGCUGCAGUGUCCCCGGGUGGAUCUCUUCUACUUACACGCUCCCGACCACAGCACUCCUGUGGAGGAGACACUUCGUGCCUGCCACCAGCUGCAUCAGGAGGGCAAGUUUGUGGAGCUUGGUCUGUCUAACUAUGCCUCCUGGGAAGUGGCUGAGAUCUGUACCCUCUGCAAGAGCAACGGCUGGAUCCUGCCAACUGUGUACCAGGGCAUGUACAACGCCACCACCCGGCAGGUGGAGGCCGAGCUCCUCCCCUGCCUCAGACACUUCGGACUGAGGUUCUACGCCUACAACCCUUUGGCUGGGGGCCUGCUGACUGGCAAGUAUAAAUACGAAGACAAGGAUGGGAAACAACCCGUGGGCCGCUUCUUUGGGAAUAACUGGGCUGAGACCUACAGGAACCGCUUCUGGAAGGAACACCACUUUGAGGCCAUCGCCCUGGUAGAAAAGGCCCUGCAGACCACCUAUGGCACCAACGCCCCCCGCAUGACCUCGGCCGCCCUGCGCUGGAUGUACCACCACUCGCAGCUCCAGGGCACCCGAGGGGACGCAGUCAUCUUGGGCAUGUCCAGUCUGGAGCAGCUGGAGCAGAACUUGGCCGCCACUGAGGAAGGGCCCCUGGAGCCGGCUGUCGUGGAAGCCUUUGACCAAGCCUGGAACAUGGUCGCCCACGAGUGUCCCAACUACUUCAGAUAGACUGUUGUGGCUCAAGAUCCCAGGGGCUCUUCUGCCACCCCAUGGAGGAGGAGUUACGCCUGGCCACUCCUUGCCCAGUGCUGACCUAGUGUGUGCUUUUCGGCUGGUCUCCACCUGUUUCCUGUCUGAAUAAAGCAGGUGUCUGACCUGGCUGCAGCCAGAACUGAACCUCAGACCGUCUCCUCUGCUGCCCAACACCUGCUCCCUCCACCCUGCCUGGGGACCAUGAGAAAGGGUGAAACCAGGAGUUAGGCUUCAGAGAGCACAGAUAGGGAGAGUCUCACGCUGCCUCCAAGGUCUCCUCACUGUCACCCUCGCUUUUCUACUCGUGACAGAACCAGGUGGGUGUGGGUACGCACACCUGCUAAUUCCAGCCCUCGGAGGAUUACACCACGUGCGAGGUCAACACUGAUCUAUGUAGUGAGUUUCAGGCCAGCCAGGGAUACGUAAUGAGACCUCUCAGAAACAAACGAAAAUUUAAAAGGCACGUGCUUUGAAGAAACGGAACAAUUAAAGUCACCAUGAGAGUUGUC